AACCGAGAUGUGGCGUUUGAACAUGUUCUACGAGUGGAUUUGAGCUGUUAUUAAGUGUGCUAGAAAUACUUGCGUUACACAAUAUAACGCUACAUAGAAAGCACGAGUUUGAUUCAUGUAAAGAAAAUGGCAGAGAACUUAACGAAGAAACCAGCUAAAGGCAUUCUCAAGCACUCCAAGAGUUUAGAUCAGCAUGAUAUCAAUAGACAGCAAGAUAUCAAAUGGGACGAAAUGAACAUAUUACAGACACUUCAUCCUGCGGAUAAAGAUUAUGGCCACAUGACAAUUGAUGAGCCUAAAACACCUUAUAACUAUUAUAAAGAUGAAGAUCUUUCUGGUACUGAGAAAUUAGCUAUUAACCCAUCUCUUCUAGCAGAAAAAAUACAAGAAGGUGCAGAAAAACCGCCAAAAGUUAUGACCGAAACAUCUUCAAGCGAAGAAGAAGAAGACGAAACAGAAGAGGAAAGAGCCAAACGGAAGCUUUUUGAAUAUAAAAGAAAAACGCAUUACAACGAAUUCUAUGCAGUGAAACUUGCACGCAAAUUAAUGUCGGCAGAUGAGGACGAGGACGAAGACGAAGAAGAAGAAGAGAGUAACAGUAACGUAGAAUCUAGUGAAAGACAAGUAGAAAAUAAAAACUGUUCGGAUUAGAAGCGGUUUGAUUUAAAAAAAUAUAUAUCAAAAUAAAAUUCGAUAAUUUGUAUUUUGAUAUGACAAAAUUUCAUAUGGCAUUUUAUCUUCCCGAUAAAUGUUGCCAUUUCUUGUCAUUGCCAUAAAAUUAAAAAAAAAAAA
Molecule: messenger RNA, 792 nt
Organism: Centruroides sculpturatus (bark scorpion)
Lineage: Eukaryota; Metazoa; Arthropoda; Arachnida; Scorpiones; Buthidae
Product: protein phosphatase inhibitor 2-like
Exons: 4
Coding region: 127-651 (174 amino acids)
Biological process (GO): regulation of signal transduction
Molecular function (GO): protein phosphatase inhibitor activity
Source: RefSeq, a predicted model, not a curated record